AUGGACUUAAUUUUUGGAAAUAGGAGAGCGGCACAGCAAAGAGAAGAAGAACGAAACAGGCCGACAGAUAUAAUUUAUGGGCAUCAAGAUUACGGAUAUGAAGGACAAGACUUGCCUCAAGGCUAUUUGUACCCUGAUGAUGAAAAUUAUACAAGAAAAGGCAAAUUAAUUGUUCCAGCCCAACCUUUAGGUCCUGAACUUCCUCCUAUCUCACAAGAAAACUAUGACCCUGAAGCAGAGCUAGCUUCAUUUUUAUAUACAGGUGUUGCAGGACAGAUAGAAAGCGGACAAAUACAUAGAACUGACUUGCUUAAAAUCAAAUAUACAUUUGUUGCGGGGUCAGAAUGAGAAUUAAUUUAUGGCGAUGGCAAAGGUGAGUCCCAAUAUGCUAGAAAAACCACAGGAAUAGGCGAAACUACCUGAAAUUUAUCCUUUGAUGUAGGCUAUAGAUCACUUUCUCCUGCUGGCUGGCCACAACUUGUGAUAGAACUAUUAGGGCCUAGCUAUUCUGGCGGAGAAACACUCAAAGGAUAUGGGUGCAUCCAUAUCCCUACAUCUCCUGGCCGCUAUGAAAGGUUCGCAAGAAUUUUUUGCCCAGUCAGAGAAACCUGGUGAACUUGGCUAAAAGGUAAACUUUUUGGCCCAGACUGCGACCUUGCUGAAGAGCCAUCUGAAAUUGCAUCAGGAGAAGGCCGAGAAGUAACCUCCGUCUAUUACAUAGGAAACAUAAAAAUUAUUUUUGAAGUGAUUCAGCGAAAUAUGGCAAGAUUUGGGUAUAAAACCUAUUAA
Messenger RNA from Blepharisma stoltei, 789 nucleotides. Lineage: Eukaryota; Ciliophora; Heterotrichea; Heterotrichida; Blepharismidae. The record is from the annotation of a GenBank genome assembly.